AUGGUCGAUUUGAGCUCCCUCCAUACCCUGGCUGAAGAAACUAAUUCAUGCGGCGAUGUUCAACGCCAAGACACGUACCUUGGACUCCGAGUCGCAUCAUUAUUCAUUAUCCUAGCUACAUCCGUCUUUGGCGCUGCCUUUCCAGUUCUGGCUUCCCGUCUACACUUUCUCAACGUUCACAAGCUGAUCUUCGAAAUAGGAACCGCCAAACUUGACUCCCUGGGAGUUAAAGAAUAUAAUAGCCAUCGGAGCAGCCAUGAAAGAUCUGGUGAAAGCGAUAUCCAAGAUCUACGACUAUCGGACCAGGUGGCUGCCAACUCUGGAAAGGUUAUCAAGAAUGACUCGGAACUUGGGCUCAAGGAAAAGCUUGCCUUGCACAACGGAAUAUCCGAAUCAGCACUUGCCCAACUCCUCGGAGUUGCCAUACUCGAGUUUGGAGUCGUAUUCCAUAGCAUAUUAAUCGGCAUGACCCUGGCAGUGGACGAAGAUUUUAUCGUCCUGUUCAUCGUAUUAAUCUUCCAUCAAAUGUUUGAGGGCCUUGGUCUCGGUACCCGCCUUGCCUCACUUGACCUUCCUUUGCCAUAUCGGUCCUGGGUCCAUACGCCGUCGAUGACAAGUAGCAUCGUUGCCGGGACCUUUGAUUCUAUUUCGGCUGGGAUACUGUUAUAUACAGGGUUGGUCGAGUUGUUGGCUCACGAGUUUAUAUUUAACCCUGUUAUGCACCGUGCUCCGAUCGGCAAGCUCCUGUAUGCAUGCGUCAUGAUGGUGCUUGGAGCAGGUAUCAUGGCUCUCAUUGGUCGAUGGGCCUGA
Rhizoctonia solani is the source of this 810-nucleotide messenger RNA. Its product is annotated as ZIP Zinc/iron transport family protein. Gene Ontology annotation, cellular component: plasma membrane. The coding region runs from base 1 to 810 and encodes 269 amino acids. Gene Ontology annotation, biological process: zinc ion transmembrane transport. The record is from RefSeq and is a predicted model, not a curated record. The transcript is spliced from 7 exons. Lineage: Eukaryota; Fungi; Basidiomycota; Agaricomycetes; Cantharellales; Ceratobasidiaceae. Gene Ontology annotation, molecular function: zinc ion transmembrane transporter activity.